CCGAGUCAGUGAAAUGACUCGUAACGCCUGUCUGUAGCAUAAAAGUGAAGGUGAUGCAUUUCCUACAUCAGUAGUUUAGCUGGUGUUUGGCUGGAGUAAACCUGAACCUGUUCAAGAAGAUUAUUAUCGUGAUAAGGUUCACAGCUCACGCUAACAUCUGGAAUGGCUUCUCAGUGGAAUGAUCUGAGUCUCCUCAUGAACUCCCCGGACUCGCUGUCCAACCCUACUCGAGGAACCAUUAAAGAUAAAGCAGGAUUUAAUGCAGGUGAAGAUGCUGCUGCUUUGAGGAAGGCCCUCGAGGGAAUCGGAACGCGGGAGAGCACACUGAUCGAAAUUCUGACUCGGAGAAGCAGCGCUCAGCGUCAGCAGAUCUGUAAAGUGUACAAGGACAUCACCGGAAAGUCUCUUGUGGACGCUCUGAAGGGAGACACUCGUGGAAACUUUGAGGACGUUCUGGUGGCUCUUGUUACCCCACCGGGGCAGUUUGACAUGAAGGCAAUUAAAAAGGCAAUUAAAGGAGCUGGAACCACAGAGAGCACGCUGAUCGAGAUCCUGGCGUCCCGAUCCAACCAGCAGAUCAAAGCUCUGUCUGAUGCGUACCUGCAGGAGACGGGGAAAGCGCUGAUUAACGAUCUGAAGUCGGAGGUGUCGGGGGAUUUCGGGAAAACGCUGCUCAUCCUGGCUGAGGGCAAAAGGGACGAGAGCAAAAACGUGGACGUGGCCAAAGCUAAAGCUGAUGCGAGGGCGCUGUACGAGGCCGGAGAGAAGAAAUUGGGGACGGAUGAGAGCAAGUUCAUCGAUAUCCUCUGUCACAGGAGCGUUCCUCAACUCCGACAAACUCUUGUGGAAUAUAAGGACCUGAGCGGGAAAACUCUGCAGCAGAGCAUCGAGAAAGAGAUGUCUGGAAAAAUAGAGGAGGUUUUAGUAGCAAUCGUGAAAUGCGUGAAGAGCGCCCCUGCUUACAUGGCAGAGCUUCUCCAUAAGAGUAUGAAGGGUGUGGGCACUAACGAGGCCAUGCUGACUCGGAUCAUGGUGAGCCGCUCCGAGAUCGAUCUGAUGGACAUCAAGUCUGAGUAUAAAAAACUGUACAGCCGCUCCUUAUACUCCGAUAUCAAGUCCGACAUAACAGGAGAUUACGAGAAAACACUGCUGGCGAUCUGUGGAUCGGACGAUAAAUAAAAUAUUCAGAGGAACAUGGAUGAUGGAGAUGAAAUGAUAAAACAAGAUGGAUGGAAUAUUUUAUAUUUCACUGCAGUGUGAACAGGAUUUCAGCGUUUGAGUGUGUGUAUGUUUGAGCCUUGAGCUGUUUUACACUGGAAAUAUUUACAGAAAUAAAAACACACAUGAACUGA
This is a messenger RNA of Silurus meridionalis, 1352 nucleotides long. RefSeq names its product annexin A3-like. Gene Ontology annotation, molecular function: calcium ion binding; calcium-dependent phospholipid binding. The coding region runs from base 163 to 1179 and encodes 338 amino acids. Lineage: Eukaryota; Metazoa; Chordata; Actinopteri; Siluriformes; Siluridae. Gene Ontology annotation, cellular component: cytoplasm. The transcript is spliced from 14 exons. The record is from RefSeq and is a predicted model, not a curated record.